UGCCACCUAUGAAUGCCAAUUCCUAUACUGAUCAUAUUCAAGCUAUCCAUGCAGCUGCUAAGAGAGUGCACAAGCUGGAGUGGAAAAGAAGAUACUGAAGAGUAUGAAGCUUGGUGGGAACAUCAUCAACCCAAAUGCCAUCAAAAUUUUGAAGGAUCUUCAAAUGCUAUGGAUGCUGCAGGAUGCAUGGCUAUUUUCAAUCGGUCAAUAGAGAAACAUUCAUUGCGCUAUGUGGAUUUUCUUGGAGAUGGAGACAGUAAAGCCUACAGUGAGCUUGUUCAAUCUCGUGUUUAUGGUGAAAAGGAAGUCACAAAACUUGAAUGUGUUGGGCAUGUUCAGAAACGAAUGGGGUCGAGACUUCGCUCUUUGAAGAAGAAAAUGGGAAAGACACGGUUAGUGGAUGGCAAAAAUAUUGGAGGAAAAGGAAGACUGACUGACAAAGUUAUAGAUAAUCUGCAGGUUUAUUAUGGAAAAGCAAUAAGGGACAAUUGUAAAGAUAUAAACAAAAUGGAAAAUGCAGUAAUGGCAAUAUGGCACCAUACUAGGUCAUCUGAUGAAAACCCCCACCAUGAGCUUUGUCCUACAGGUGAAACAAGCUGGUGCGGUUUUCAAAGAGAUUUGGCAAAAGGCACAUCUGCAUAUUGUCAUGAGCAUCCCCUUCCAGAAGCUGUUGCAGAUUGUAUCUACCCAGUUUUCAAGGACCUGAGCAAAAAACAGCUCUUGUCUUCUUGUUUGCAUGGUGGUACACAGAACCAAAACGAGGCUUUCAAUGCACUAAUCUGGCAACGUGCCUCUAAGCAAACUCAUUCAAGUCUCCCAACAGUUGAGUUAGCAACAUACCUAGCUGUUGGCUGUUUCAAUGAUGGUGCAAAAACCAUUGUAAAUGUCUUGGAAGGUCUAGGAAUAAAAGCUGGGACACAUACUAAGAAAGCUUGUCGGAAACAAGAUUUUACUCAUCUCCAUCGCUCUGCCCAAAAGCCUCUGACCGUCAGAAAAAAGAAAACAGAUAAGACAAAGGAAAAAGGUUAUAUUGAAGACCUUAUAACAAAGGAAGGAACAAUGUAUGAAGCUGGAGCAUUUUAA
Xenia sp. Carnegie-2017 is the source of this 1083-nucleotide messenger RNA. RefSeq lists its product as uncharacterized. The coding region runs from base 13 to 1083 and encodes 356 amino acids. The record is from RefSeq and is a predicted model, not a curated record. Lineage: Eukaryota; Metazoa; Cnidaria; Anthozoa; Malacalcyonacea; Xeniidae. The transcript has a single exon.